Dentiscutata erythropus is the source of this 195-nucleotide messenger RNA. NCBI's taxonomy places the organism in Eukaryota, Fungi, Glomeromycota, Glomeromycetes, Diversisporales, Gigasporaceae. The record is from the annotation of a GenBank genome assembly.
AAAGAAUUGAAUAAUGGUAAAAACAAUGAUGAAGAUGAUGGUAAAAAUAAUAAUAAAAAUAAUAGUAAAAGCAAUAGUGAAAACAAUAGUGGAAGCAAUGGUAAAACAAUAGUGGAAGCAAUGGUAAAAAUGAAAAGAAUAAAAGUGGAACUAAAACUUUUAGAAGAUUAUAAAAAACAAAGUUUAGUAGUUUAA